AUGCCUCAGACCAGCUUGGGUGAAGAGUACCAGGGUACGUCACACCCUCUGAGUGACACUGACAUGGAGAGUGGGUCACGUGAGGGUCAUGUGACCCCGCAGCGCAUCACUUCCCCGGGUUACUGUGAGGUGGAGGAGGAUUUCACCGACAGUGGCAUCGACUCCCCCGAGAACACAGCAAUGGAACCGGAUACGGCCACAAAGGGCGAUAAUUCACCUCAGAACAUCCCGAGAAAGUUCCUUUUCAAGCCGAAUGCUCAUGAGAGCUUGUGCCUGGAGUCCCUGAAGACAGCCGUCGAGAGGAUGGAGAGUGAGGAGGCAAACCUUAUCGGGAACGGAACAAGGGCACACUCUCUCCCGACAAUCAAAGGAAGGCACAAAGAUCUCAAGUCAGUGUCUCCUCUCACAGUCAGUCAACUACUGGCAGGGAAGUACAAUGACGUCAUUUCCGGAUACCAAAUCAUUGAUUGUCGUUACCCGUAUGAGUACGAAGGAGGACACAUUCAGGGGGCGCUAAACCUUCACACCGAGGCUCUCAUAACGGAUGUACUCACUGCCCGACGAGGGAGUGUGUCCACUGAAAGGAAUAUCCUCAUAUUCCACUGCGAAUUUUCAUCGGAGAGGGGACCGAAACUACUACGUCAUUUGAGAAGACUGGACCGGAAGUUAAACAUCGACUGCUACCCAUGUCUCUUUUACCCGGAAGUGUACCUGCUGGAUGGCGGUUACAAGGCUUUCUUUGAAGAACAUCGAAAUCACUGUGAACCCCAAACAUAUCUCCCGAUGGUACACGAAUCAUAUUCACAGCAAUUACGUCACUUCCGGACGAAAUCAAAGUCGUGGACAGCAGGCGAGAAACAGAGCAUGCGAAGUAGGCGUCUUGACGGGGAGAUUGUAGCUCUGGCACUCCACUCGCUCUGUCCGUUGCAGGAUGCUAGGUCCGGGAGUGAGGGUUGGGCGACCGGGACUCCUAACUAA
Molecule: messenger RNA, 978 nt
Organism: Haliotis rubra (blacklip abalone)
Lineage: Eukaryota; Metazoa; Mollusca; Gastropoda; Lepetellida; Haliotidae
Product: M-phase inducer phosphatase-like
Exons: 8
Coding region: 1-978 (325 amino acids)
Biological process (GO): positive regulation of G2/MI transition of meiotic cell cycle; G2/M transition of mitotic cell cycle; protein dephosphorylation
Cellular component (GO): cytoplasm; nucleus
Molecular function (GO): protein tyrosine phosphatase activity
Source: RefSeq, a predicted model, not a curated record